Molecule: messenger RNA, 951 nt
Organism: Cercopithifilaria johnstoni
Lineage: Eukaryota; Metazoa; Nematoda; Chromadorea; Rhabditida; Onchocercidae
Source: the annotation of a GenBank genome assembly
AUGAUCGUAAUAGAGCUUCCAAAUGAUGUGAACAUCCAGCUUGCCGCUGCAAUCGCGUGUUGUUUUCAAAAUAUUCGGAACUCUCAGUGUCUAACAGGAGGUGAAAAUACACAACAGUCGCAAGUUUUUCAAAACAUCGAACAGUUUGCAACAGCACGAACUAUGAUAUCAAAUUUAACAAGAAUAAGUCGACAUAAGACGCAAGUCGGUCAAAGCAGGCAAAUUUCAUCGCAACCAGUUCAUUUGAUUCCGGGUAAUUCUGGCAAUCGAACACAAGCGGGGAUACUAACUACAGAAGUAGGUAUUCCAACUAAGAUUGCUGAAUGGAGAAAUAAAUUGGACCAUUUAAGUUUUUUAUUCAGCUCACUUAGCAACGGUACUAUGUCCGCAAUUCAAAUGUGUGCAGAACUUGACGUGCAAUUCCGUGAUUUGAUUACUUUUUUGUGUCACACUUCAUCCACCAGAAGACCUGUAACAGUUUCUGAUCCAGUAGAGAUCUAUGCUGGAUCCUUGGUGAAGCUGCAUCAAUACUGUGUAGUUGGUACUGAUAAUGAUUCCGAAAGAGUUCUAUAUGCAGCAAUUUAUGAAGUGAUAUCGUUCUGGCUUCGAUUUCUACACCGUAAUAAUCUGAACAAAUACGGUCGGCUUUGGCUCCAUACACGAGCUGUUAUCACUCGGAUGUUCAGGAGCAUUAUCAUUCAAGAAUGCAUUCUGGUUAUUAAACAUAGUUUGGCUUCAAUGCUUAAAGAAUUAACAAUGCUCGUUUUGGAAAGUAGCGAAUAUAGCUAUGGCUUUUAUGCUUGCGAACAAAUGGAGGAACCCAAUGCGGUGCCGUCGACUACCGAAAUUGGCAAACUGGGAAAUCUAUACUGCCGAUCCCGGGAUUGUAACGUUAAUUUCGAGGUCUGCAUUGUGGGUUCUGCGUUGUGUGAUGUUUUUUUACCAUAUUGA